Trichosporon asahii var. asahii CBS 2479 is the source of this 474-nucleotide messenger RNA. RefSeq lists its product as uncharacterized. Lineage: Eukaryota; Fungi; Basidiomycota; Tremellomycetes; Trichosporonales; Trichosporonaceae. The record is from RefSeq and is a predicted model, not a curated record. The transcript is spliced from 2 exons. Bases 1 to 474 code for a protein of 157 amino acids.
AUGCUGAUACGGUUCCUCUCGACUGGACAUUGGACUUUUGGCCUUCCCUCGCAUUCAAAUCGCAUAACCUCAACCGUUCCUCGACCUAUCAAUGCCUUCAUCUCUCUUCGACAACUCCGACAUCUGCAAUCAACACCAUCUUCCCGUUCUCCCGCCAACGCUUCAACAUGUUACCCCUCUUGGAUCCGCAUCUCCUUUCGCGGUUGCUUCCGACACGCAGAGCGCCCCAUGAAGGUUGAGAUCGCCAUCGACCCCAACGCGAUGCAGUCCCUUGCGUCUCGCGUCAACGCCCCCGCCGCCGCGGGUGGCCGUGGUGCUGGCCGUGCUCCUGCCGCCGCCAAGCCCCGCAACGGUGGACGUGCCGCUGGCGCUGGCCGCGCCGCCAAGCCCCGUGCCCCCCGCCCCGCGAAGAAGACUGCUGAGGACCUCGACGCUGAGAUGGCCGCCUACAAGGAGGCGACCUCGACCGCUUAG